This is a messenger RNA of Aspergillus ibericus CBS 121593, 300 nucleotides long. RefSeq lists its product as uncharacterized. The record is from RefSeq and is a predicted model, not a curated record. The transcript is spliced from 2 exons. NCBI's taxonomy places the organism in Eukaryota, Fungi, Ascomycota, Eurotiomycetes, Eurotiales, Aspergillaceae. The coding region runs from base 1 to 300 and encodes 99 amino acids.
AUGCCUACUCCUCUGAAUGCGAAACGGCUUGUCCUCACAGGCGCCGUCACGGUGAUCACCAUCGCCGGAUCGCUUUAUGGUGCUGGCAUCAAGACCGGGCAACAAGUCACUCAGCAAGCCCAAAAAGCUAGAGACGUCACCAUUGACGAACGGAUCGACGGUCUUCGGAGCAUGCGGCAAAAUUUGAUGGCAAAGAAGGAGCUCGUGGAGAGGCAACUCAACGAUUUGGAGACUAGAAUUGAGGAAAGGAAGCUCAAGAAUAUCGACGGGCCAAAGAAAGAGCCGCCACAAUAUAGGUAA